AUGUUGCCGUACGCUAUUCGGCAGAUUGUGUGGAUGCUCACCAGCGCCCUGCAGCUAAUCUACGCGCUCAGCACAGGGGUGGUGUGGGUGAUGCAGAUGUUGCGGUUUUUCGUCUACGGCGCGUGCGUUGGGGUGUGCUUUAUCUCGCACUGGUGGUGGUACCUGACGUCGCCGAACAUUAUUCGCCGCGUGUCGUACCGCUCCUCCGAGAAGACGAAGUGGCGCAACAUCUUGCGCGUGUUGGAGGCAGAGGGUGUGGACCUGCGUGAGGCGCUGCGCAAGGACUCCAUCGCGCAAGCAACGCAGUCAUCACAGCAGAUCCAGCGACCAUCGUCCCCAGCCGCGGCGGCGCGUCGUCGACGCCGUCUAGCGACUGCCCCUGCCGCUGGGCAGCAGAAUGGAGCAUCCAGAGACUGCAGUGACAGUCUGCCGCACACGGUCGACGGUGAAGUCGAUGAUCGUUCUCUCUCACAGCUGCAUAAUCCCUCCCCCUUCUCCACUCUGCGAUGUUGGGAAGCCUCUGGCAGCGGGUAUGGCCAGCGCACGUCCCUUGGCAUCAGCAGCGAGCCUUUAGGCCGUGACUCCGACAGCUACGAUGAGGUCAGCUUCGUAUCCUCGUCUUCGCAGCACCGCCGCCGCCCAACACCAUCGCGCUCGACGCUGAUCAGACCAUGCCACGGCGGCACCGAAGCCUCCACGAGCGGCCCGCCCGGCGCCACAGCGCUUGAGCGACUGAUGGGCGCCGUCACGUGCAACCUAAACCCGGCUGACGGCUCCGCCAUGCGUAGCUUGCCGCUGCGACAGCGGCAGGAUGUCCACAGCAGCCCUUCCGUGACUGCCACGGCAGGCGCCAAGGCACACGGCAGUUCGUCAUCGAGCGGCGGAACAGAAACCCAGCCUCGCAAGCCUCGGCGUAAUGCAGCUGUCGACGAGGCUGCCGUCCUCCGCGCAGCGCCGGCGGACAGCACAGAAGAGCAGAUGAGUGGGUGCAGACUGCGCGGUAGCCCGCAGCGCAUGCAGGGGUACGAAGGUCGCCCUGUGUACUACAAGACGCUACCCAAGGUGAACCCCUCGAGCGAUCCAAUGCUGCGAGAUGUGCUUGCCGCCUUUCAGGAGGCGGAGGCGUCGGACGUGACGGUGGGGCCCUCACAACCCGGCCACCAGUCAGGGCCACAUCCGCGACGCCAGCCCGCGGGCGCAGCAGCGAGGCGGCUGCGUCGGCGAAGUGGGGCACCGCCGCCACAGUGCCGCGGGAAAGCUGCGCGCGAACCGCUUGUACAACCGCAGCGCAAGCCGCAUGCCCUCACGUUCUCCAAAGAAAACCUCUUUGCCGAACUUGACGAGGAGGACGAGGAGGAUCGCAUGAACCUGCACAACCGGGCUACCGUCGACAUCGUCCUGCCGGCGCCGUUGGACGCCAUCAUGAAGACGCUCGAGUACACCCAGCAGAGCCACCGGCUGCGCCGCAAGCGCUUUCCCAUUGUGAUCGACGUUUCGGGGGUGGUGUGGAUCAUCGGCAGCCACCUCUGGAGCACCAUGAUAGCGCGGGUGCUGGCACAGCGUGGCUACGUUGUCUUCUGCCCCGACUACCGCAACUUCCCGCAGACGACGAUGGAGGGCAUGACGCUGGACAUCUCGGACGCCAUCGCGUGGGUGCUGAACAACGCGGAGCGCUACAACGGCGACCUGAACAAUGUGACGCUGAUUGGGCAGUCCGCCGGUGCGCACCUGACAAUGAUGUCGCUGCUGUCGCAGGCGCAGCUCUCCGCGUACCGGCACAACGCCGAGAAGGGCAUCCACGAAGGCGUUCCACCGCCGUCAGACGUCGCCUACAACGUCCCUCGGUACAACCCGCGUGAGUCGAUUCACCGCUACGUCGGCCUCAGCGGUAUGUACAACAUCGAAGGUCUCGUGGAUCACUUCCAGGCCGCGGGCCUCACCACCCCGGUGCUGUACCAGAUCGCUGGCGGCCGGGACCAACUAGCGCGCUACUCCAUCCACGCCUACUUCGACGACCGCCGCGGCGGCGACACCGGCGAGGUGCUGCCGGACAACAUCUUCGACUUUUUCCCACAGCGCAUGUUCUUUGUGCACGGCGACGCGGACAAGAGCGCGCCCGUCACGGAGAGCGCGUCUCUCGUCGGAAUGAUGCGAGCGGCACAGGAACGCUACACGCUGCGGCGCAGUGCAUGCAACGAGGAGGCGCGGCGUCACGCACAACGCAGUCGUCGUCUGUUGCCGGGAGCCUUGGCUGCCGCAGCCGGUGAAGUGAAGAGCAGCAGCACGGCCACAGCAGUCGGUGGCUUCCCAAGUACAUUGACGGGAUUGCCGUCGCGGCGUGCCGUGGUGGCGGACUUCGAUGCGGCGGGCUCGGCAGAAGCCGCGACGACUACCGAACAGGCGUUUGGCGCAGCCGUGGGGUUGGCCGACAACCAGGAGAUCGUCUUCGUCCACAGUGAUGACCUUGCGGACACCGGUGCAGCACCGUACGCGGCGCAGCAGCAGCAGCAGUACUCCUACGGGGCAGGGGUGUCUCGUGUUUCGAUUCUGUCGCUGGCGACCAUCAGCCCCAUCAUCCCACCCUCACGCGAGGACCGCCCUCAGCCGCCGGUGGAGCUUGGCUUUCUCGUCAUCCCUGGCGGUCGACACUCGGACGCUUUCGUGGAUGAGUGCAUCGCGGCGGGUCGCAGCUGCUGCGUUGACUUCCUGUGCGACUACGAGUCGACGAUCGACUUCCAAGGCAGCGCCUCGGAGCCGGGCUCGCACGGGCCCAACGUCGAGGGCGCCAGUGGGAGUUCCCUCGGUGACUCGGUGUGGACCUCAUCCUUGUCGGCGGGGGACAGGGUGGCACACUUGUGGGCGCAUGCGCCAGAGAUGAACGUGAUGCCUGACGCGGUGUUGCCGCUUGCCGUGCCCUACGAAGAUCGCUCGCUGCCACUGCGACUGUGCACAGUGAUCUGUCCAUUCUAA
Leishmania mexicana MHOM/GT/2001/U1103 is the source of this 2970-nucleotide messenger RNA. RefSeq lists its product as hypothetical. The coding region runs from base 1 to 2970 and encodes 989 amino acids. The record is from RefSeq and is a predicted model, not a curated record. Gene Ontology annotation, molecular function: hydrolase activity. The transcript has a single exon. NCBI's taxonomy places the organism in Eukaryota, Euglenozoa, Kinetoplastea, Trypanosomatida, Trypanosomatidae.